GCUCGAACCAUGACUGGCCCUAAUGAUGUGAGUGUGGACUUGAAAACUCAGAAAUAUGAUAGACAGUUGAGAUUGUGGGGUGAUCAUGGUCAAAUUUCUCUAGAGGCAGCAAAGAUUUGUUUGAUAAAUGCCAAUGCUACUGGUACUGAAAUUUUGAAAAAUAUGGUUUUGCCAGGCAUUGGUUCAUUUACAAUUGUAGACAGUUCUCAAGUAACCCCUGAAGACCUGGGUGUUAACUUCUUCCUAACUAAAGAUUGCAUAGGAAAGUCUCGAGCUGAAUCAGCCACGUGUUACUUGAAGGAGCUGAAUUCUGAUGUGGUCGGGAUAGCUAUCAAUGAGUCACUAGAUGCGCUCAUCGACAACUCACCUGACUUCUUCAGUCACUUCCAUCUGGUCAUUGCAUCAGCAGUUCAUGACAGGACACUGUUGAAGCUGGCUAGUAUCUUAUGGGAUUGUGACAUUCCUCUGUUGGUCUGCAGAAGUUAUGGUUUCAUGGGCUAUCUGAGACUUGUGGUCAAAGAACAUACAAUCAUCGAGUCUCAUCCGGAAGGAGUGAUUGAAGAUUUGAGGUUGCAGAAUCCUUUUGAUGGUCUCAUCACAUUUUGUCGGUCAGUUCAUCUCGAUGCUCUCUCUCUCAAGGAACACAGCCACGUACCCUGGUUGGUCAUUAUAUUCAAGUACCUACAAACAUGGAUGGACAAUCAUGGGGGCAAGUUUCCUACAACUUAUUCAGAGAAGAAUGAAAUAAAGAUGAUGAUAAAGAAUGGACGGUUAAGGAGGUCUGAUGGGUCGUUUGAAGAAGAGGAGAACUUCGAUGAAGCUUGCAAAAAUGUCAACACUGCACUCCUACCAACUGCUAUACCCCAGGAACUUUUGAAACUGUUUGACGAUGAAAACUGUUUGAAUAUUCACUCUGAUAGCAAACCAUUCUGGAUACUGUUGAGAGCGUUGAAGAGUUUUGUGGAUUGCGAAGGAAAAGGGAACUUUCCAGUGCGAGGGACUAUCCCCGACAUGACUUCAGACACGGAGAGUUACAUUAAACUGCAGCAGGUGUACAGAGACCAGGCACAACUCGACCAGCAGUGCCUGUCAACCCAUCUCUCGGAACUCCUUCAAAAUAUUGGAAGGCCCGAUGAUUGCAUAACGGAGGAAGAUGUUUCGUUAUUCUGUAAGAAUGCAAGCAAUUUACGAUUGAUGAGAACGAGGUCACUGGCUUGCGAGUACGAACCACAGGAUGCUGGGCUUUUUCAAAUAGUAAGUACGUUGGCCGACAGUGACGAUGAUGAAGUGUUGUACUACGUGAUGACCAGGGCAGCUGAUUCCUUCUACGUAGAUCACAGAAGGUAUCCAGGCUCUUUUGAUGAUUCGCUCGAUGACGUUUCUCUUUUUAAGAUGCAAGUUACCAAGAUCUGUCAAGAAUUGAACAUUCCGAACAUUUCAGAUGACUACAUACAUGAAUUUUGUAGAUUUGGGGCCAGUGAAGUUCAUGCCGUGGCUGCUUACAUGGGAGGCAUCACAGCACAAGAGGCCAUCAAGCUCAUCACUCAUCAGUUUAUCCCCAUCAACAAUCUCUUCAUUUAUAACGCCAUUAAACAGACCAGCAAGACAUACGCUUUAUAAUAACAUUCAAUCUCAAAAUUAUUUUUUCACUAUUGUUUUAUGGCAAAAUGUUUUCGUUUGUUGACUUAGUCGUAAUAUAUGUAUAUAUAUAUAUAUGUGUGUGUGUGUGUGUGUGUGUGUGUGUGUGUGUGUGUGUGUGUGUGUGUGUGUGUGUGUGACUUUUGUUUGAAAAUAGAACAAGGAACUUAUUGCAUCAUUAUGCAGAAUUAAAGCCAUUUGCAUAUAAGCCUGUUGAAGAUUCAUUGUUUAAAACAAACGUAUCUAAAAAAAAGAGUCGUUAUAUUAAUUUAGCACUAUUAAAACAAUUUGGGGACGAAUAAACUUUGAUAGACACUUAUCUGCUUAUUUUCAAUUCCAAAACAAGGUAUAUUUUUGAUUU
Helobdella robusta is the source of this 1999-nucleotide messenger RNA. RefSeq lists its product as hypothetical. Gene Ontology annotation, cellular component: nucleus; cytoplasm. The coding region runs from base 10 to 1620 and encodes 536 amino acids. The transcript is spliced from 20 exons. Gene Ontology annotation, biological process: DNA damage response; ubiquitin-dependent protein catabolic process; protein ubiquitination. Gene Ontology annotation, molecular function: ubiquitin activating enzyme activity; NEDD8 activating enzyme activity. The record is from RefSeq and is a predicted model, not a curated record. NCBI's taxonomy places the organism in Eukaryota, Metazoa, Annelida, Clitellata, Rhynchobdellida, Glossiphoniidae.